AUGGAGAGCCCCAGGAGGCCUUCAGGCGCUAUCACCUCCAGCUGCUGCGCUGCAGCUACGGGGGGCCCCCAAGAUGGGGAUCGUGCGGAUCCCGUAUCCAGCACGGGAGACGUUUCUGAAGAAGGUUCGAGGGUGUUGUCGCCAGCUGCAGCUGCACCAGCAGCAGCAGCACCACCAGCAGUACCAGCAGCACCAGCAGCAGCGACGUCCUCCCCCCCAUCAGCCGCUGCAGGAGCAGGCCCUUCAUCAUCAUCAGCAGCAGCAGCAGCUGGUGAGGGUGGCACAGGCGAACCAGCAGCCCGAGAAGGAGCAUCAUCAGCAGCUCCAGCAGCAUCAGCAGCAGCAGCAGCAGGAGACACCUCCCCUGUUACUGAAGGAGGAGACGGCAGCUUAAGGCGGAAUCGCUGGGCGGAUGAGAGCGAUGAUCUUGACUCUCCAGCCUUCGAUCCUAUGGCUCCGGGAUCGUCUCCUCCACCUCUGAGUUUGGGCAGAGCUGAGGUGCCGCCUCCUCCAGUCACAAUGCCAGACAAAGGCGUGCGGGAGCUGUUAGUGUUUGACUUAGACCCCCGAAUGUCGGAGCGAGACAUCUCUGCGCUCUUUGGGGGGGUGAAGCGUGUGCAUAUAAGAAGAGGAGACAGCAGCAGAAACAGAAGCGGCACCAUCUCCGCGGAGGUUUCUUUUGUAUCUCACGAGGCUGUCUGUGCUGCACUGGCUAUGAACGGAAGACCCCUACCGAGGAGAGGCGGCGCUCUGGGUGGGGGGGGCCCCCGAGGGGACAGAGCAGCAAAGGGGCCCCUAACUUUAAAAGUGCAGCUGCCUCCUCCAGACAGCUUAGAUGCAUGCUUUUCAAAGUUCCGCUCAGGUGGAUUAGGGGGCCCAUCUUCUGCUGCUGCUGCAGGGUCACCUACGGCUGCUGCUGCUGCAGAUGCACAGCACCGCCGGGGCCCCGCAGCAACCGCAGCACCAGCAGGAGGCUCCCCCCUUAGUAGGGGCCCCUCAGGGGGGGGCCCCCAGGGGGGCCCUCGCUCAGUCAAUCUCGACAAUAAAUGGAGGAAGAAAGGCAGAGCAACCGAUGCACCAACUAACGCUCCUGCUGCUGCUCCUCCUGUACCGGGAGGCAGCAAGGAGCAGCAGCAAGAACAUGCCAGCAGCAGCAGCAGCGGCAGCAGCAGCAGCAGCAGCAGCAGCGGCAGCGGCAACACCAACGGGACAGCCCCCACGACGCCUUUAGUAGCCCCCAAGGACCUCCUUAAGGAGCAGUUGAAGCCGCAAGGGCUGAAGCUGAAUCCAGCUAUAUUCGGUGAAGCAAAGCCCCGAGAUGAAGCAGCAGUCUUGCAGCGGCUGAGAGAAGGGAGAGAAGGGGCCCCUAAGCCGGGUUUGCCUAAGAUGCCUGUACCGCCUCCACCUCCCCCGCAGCCGCAGCAGCAGCAGCAGCAACAGCAGCAGCAGCAGCCGCAGCAGCAGCAGCAGCAGCAGAUGCGGUGGAGAAGCAGCAUGCAGCCGCAGCAGCAGCAGCAGCAGCGGCAUAACUCACCUGAAAAGCAGAGACGCCGCCAGGACCCUCUUUGUGGGGCAAAGCCUCGUGAGGGUCUUCCUCUUAUUUCUCCUCAAGAGCAGCAGCAGCGGGCAUCACUCUCGAUGAAGCCUCACUCGUCCUCGGUUGCAGCAGAGGGGCCUCAUCUGAAGGGCUCGCCUGCUGCUGCUGCUGCUGCUCCAGGAUCGCCAGCAGCAGCUGAGCGCCAGCCUGGGGCGGCUUGGGGGCCCCGACUUGGUGCUGCAGGAGCGCAGCAGCAGGAGGCAGCUUCGCCUAUACGCCGAGGCUGGCGAGGGGGCCAAGACAGUGCCAGCAGCAGCAGCAACAGCAGCAGCAGCAGUGCUGCAGACGCAGCAGGUGAUGCAGCUGGAAAGAGCAACACUAGCAGCAGGGGGUCGCUCGGGGGGCCCCAGCAGCAACGCAGCAGACCGGCUGUAACGGUCAGGGAAGUGUGUGCAGUAUCAGGGUCCGGCGAGGCAGCGAGGGCACCGGGGGAGCAACAGCAGCAGCAGCAGCAGCAGCAGCAGCAGCAGCACCAGAAGCAAACAAGCUCUGCUGCAGCACCGGGGACGCUGAGGGCGGGCCCUCUGGCUUCGCAGCUGUUUCCAGAGAGGGCAGCAAAACAGCAGCAGGAAGAAGAGGAGCAGCAGCAGCAGCAAGGGAAGAAGACAAAGGGAAGACAGGCGUGGCAGACGAGAAGUGAGGGGCCUGCUGCUGAUGUGCACGGAGCACAACAGGAGCAGCAGCAGGAGCAGCAGCAACAGCAGCCACAGCAGCUUCCUGAGGGGGGCACAGCACAUCAGGGGCCCUCGGAUGGGGCGCCUAACGGGGCGAGCCAGCCACAGCCCCAGCAGCAGCAGCAGCAGCAGCCCCCGCCGCCGCCACCGCCACAGCAGCAGCAGCUGCCGCCGCCGCCGCCACCGCCACCGCAGCAGCAGCAGCAGCACGGCCACCGAGGCAGCGGAGGACGAGACGAUUGGCGCGGGGGCAGAGGGGCCCCCCGGUGGGGCCCCAGUUCAUCUGGUAGCGGCUCCUUGUUUCAGAGGAGGCCUUCAAAGGAUGGCCAGCGUGGCCCUGCUGCUGUUGCUGCUGCUGCUGCUGCAGCUGCUGCUGCAUCGACCGGUGCAGGAGCGGGGAACAGCAGCAGCAACAGCAGCCUGAAUCCGCGCAGUGCGGAGAUGGGGGGCUGUGCGGAUGGCCUUGCUGCCUCGCCGACUGUUUCCGGGAUAGCACCUUUGCGUGAGAAGGGGCAGCGCCGGCAACGAGGCUCUGCGCGGAGUAAGAGGGAAGAUGAACAAGAUAAAACUGCUAACAGAAAGUGGAGACACCAGGGUUCACCAGGAGGCGGAGAGCCGCUGGGUCGAGGCGAAGGCAAAGGCAGGGGAUUAGGACGCAGCGGCGGACAAGGCGGUAGUGGGGGAAUGGGGGAGCGACGGUCUGUGACUGCGGGGGCCCCUGAAGAGCAGCAGGGGGCCCCAGGGGCCUCGGCAGGCGGUGAAGCAGCAGGAGCUGCUGCUGCUAGGGAGUCUGCAGCGCCGCAGCAACAGCAGCAGCGGCAGCAGCAGCAAGGGAGCAGAUCGCAACCGAAUGCCGUUCGAGAUGGGAUGCGCCUCUCAGCACCACCAGCUGUACAUACAGAUAACCGUUUCUCUGCCUUUGCAGAGGCUUCUGGGGAGUCCGAUUGA
This is a messenger RNA of Eimeria acervulina, 3219 nucleotides long. RefSeq lists its product as hypothetical. Gene Ontology annotation, molecular function: nucleic acid binding. The record is from RefSeq and is a predicted model, not a curated record. Bases 1 to 3219 code for a protein of 1072 amino acids. The transcript has 11 exons. NCBI's taxonomy places the organism in Eukaryota, Apicomplexa, Conoidasida, Eucoccidiorida, Eimeriidae.